AUGAAUCUAUCAUUUGUUUCUUUUUUAUCAUGGGGACUUCAAGAAGCCAAACAAUUCUAUUAUGCAAGGUCCGAUUUUGAAUAGAAUAAAAAUAAAUUAGCCUAAUUAAUUACCGAAGUGACAGAAAAAUUGAGAACAUUCGAAUAGUAUUGGCACUAGCUAGAAAACACAAACGAUAACGAAAAUAUAAAUUUCAUAAAGGAAGUUAAGGAUAUAUUAGACCGAAGUAGUUAGUUAAAGAAUUCUUUACCUUCUUAAUAGAGCAUCGUUUAAUGUUACUAGAUGAGGAAAGAAUAAAUAAAUGAGAAACUUUUAGAGACUUUGAACACCUUGGAAGAGUAGAAAAAUAAAAUAGAUCUUUUAGUGUAGAAUACAAGGAAUAUAAUGCAAACAGUUAUAAUUCUUCCACCUAAAUAGGUUAAGAAUAAUUAAAUCUAUAAAAUAUAAUUAAAAUUAAAACUUAAAGCAACUCCUUAAAUAAAAAAAAUAUUUGAUGAUCACCCUCAUCAAUUAAAGACUGAGUAUAAUUAUGAAUUUGAAAUGGAGGAAUCUGGAUCAUCUAACAAAAACAUUUAUACAUUCAAAAGAAAUGAUUUUUCUCUACUUGGUUAAUUUCAAAGUACUCUUGGUCUAAACAUUGAAAGUUUGUCUAAACAGAAUCAUUGCUCUUUGUAAAUGAGAUAUAGGCUUAAUUUUCCGAAUAAGAAAGUUUAAUAAAAUCCUUUGUCAGAGACUCCAACACCAGCAUCUGAAUAAGAAUCAGUUAUCAUUUCAUAAUAGGAUUAAUUUAAUUAUUCUGACAAAUUUUCAUUGUUUUUAAUAGUGAAUGGUAAGAAUGCAGUAAAAAUCAUUCGCGACAAAUCUUCAAUAUCUUUGAAUUUUAAAUAAGAAUUAGAGUUACAAAAGAGUGAUCAAAUAGUGUUUUUUCAAAAUUCUGAGGAUCUCCCGUUGCUUUCAUAUGUAGUUUAGAACAUACAUAUUACAAAGAAACAAGCUUAACCUUAUUUAGAAUAUUAAUAGAAUUGA
Paramecium tetraurelia is the source of this 1026-nucleotide messenger RNA. RefSeq lists its product as uncharacterized. The transcript has 3 exons. The record is from RefSeq and is a predicted model, not a curated record. NCBI's taxonomy places the organism in Eukaryota, Ciliophora, Oligohymenophorea, Peniculida, Parameciidae.